AUGACGUGGGCUCAGCAAGGAUGCCCUCGACGUUCCAUUCUCCCCAUCCAUGUUUUUCCUCAACUAACCUAACUGACAGUGACUGACUGACUGACUUGCAGUGACUGCUCACGGCACGCCGCAAACACCGUGACACCAACAGACAGAGCGGGAUUUUGAACGCUUCGCCUCGAGUCUCGACCUUCGGGUGGUUUUUCUCGAUAUCCACUCUCCACUGCCACUACUGCGUACACACGUACAGCGAAAGAAGCAAACAGGAACGCAUGGCUACCUUGUCCAGGCCCAGCCAACUGCGAUGUGUUGUCCCAACCUCACAUCAUUCUGAGCUUAGCUUACCCUGCUUUGCCUCGCAUACGCAGCAGAGUGAGGCAUCUCAUUUCUUACCCUACACUACCUUUCCUUUGCAUUCCCUUGCACUCCUUGCACACACCAUCCCGGUAUCCCCUCCUCUGUGACCUCUUUAACCUUUUUGCUCUCCCACUGCCCGCUUCAUGCCUGGUGGCCCGCUCGUCCAGUGGGAAUCCGGUUUUGAGCUCUGCCUCGUCCAGUUCUCAAAGCCUCCAUCAUCGUACAUGCAUAUCCCGACCUCCAUGCGCGUGGAUACCUGCGCUGACUCUGCCUUUUGCCCUCCUCCAUGCUAUAACAUCCCUCCCUCUUGCUAUCCCCUCACACCCACAAACCAACAUGUGCAUGGAACAGCCCAUUUCCUCACGCUCAAUUUUGAUUCCCCGAGACGUCAUUUGCCGCUCACAGAGAGUCAUGAAUUCAGCAGACUGCGAACUUCAACCAACCCAUAUAUGACUUUGUACAAACCCUAGAUAACUCUUCUACCGCAACCAUUGGUAUUGCUAUACCACCAGACCAAAAAAACGGCUUAAUACCGCUUCUCAUCGCAGUCCUCCAUUCAACCUGGUCGCAUCACUUUACCAUACUCCAACCAGAACAACAUGGAUCGCCGUCCUCAUGCACAGUCACUGGCACCGCCAGCCCCAAUAUCAAAUAGCCCGCCGGAACCUCCACAACGCUUACGGCGCAGAUUGCAAAAGAAGCUCCUGUCCAUCCGACGUCCUGCACCUAUCGACCCCGUGGCAUCAAACAAACUCAAUACCGGGGUGGCAGUAGCUGCCCAGCAAGCCGGAACCAUCGGCCAACCUUCCUUGCGUUUGUCACCAGACCUGAGCGAUGCAAAAUGGCACGCAUAUCUCGGAGACAGCAACGCUGUUCAAGAUCCAAAAUCAAAAUCGCAAUCAAAAUCACAGUCAAGAUCAAAGCCCCUACCAGCGAGACCGAGAACACCAGAGAAACCACGAAAAGUCUCAUUCGACACAACACCACCAGCGCCAGCCAUCAUUCCAGAAUUCUCACACCUAGCCGUCAGCAAUCUGACGCCGAGACCCUCUCUCGACAGCUCACUCAGCUCGCCGACCUCGUCCAUCAGCACGAGAUCGAGCAUGAGACGCCAUGCAAAGACGCCCAUCUACGCCAUUGGCCAGCUGGAAAACGCAAGCUAUGGGAGGAGUGCAAAAACCGCUGAAAAAGUCACAAGCGUCGACCUGAUUGCGAACCAGUACCGAGAUCUCCUCGAGACCCAGGAUGCCAGCUCAAUAUACACUGACGCCCACUCUGAACCUUUCCCAUCACGACAAUCGUUGCACAGCCAGAUUUCCUCCUCCACUACCCGGUCACGUCACAGCGCCGGCGAGACACCCGCAGAGCAGCUCCGACGAGACAUAUUUUCGCCGGCACCGGCGCCGUUGCGCCGUGCAUCGGCGGCGUAUUCCAGGUCACCACGGUCCGAUGAUGGUACGCUGGUUGCAUUCGAUGAGGAAGCGAUCUACUUCAAGCCCCUGUCAUUCUCGCCAGAACCACCCUCGACACCCCCGCCCCCGCCGCGGAAUCGCGCCCGACUGAAUCGCAAUUCGUCCUCCCAAGGGGGAUCGAGUCAGAACCUGAGCCUGCAGAUUGCAAUGGACCUCUUGACGCGCGAGCUCUCGACGAGCAUGUUGGACAACUCGCACAAGACGGGGACAGACGUCUCGUCUCUGCAGGUUUGGGUCAUGAUCGAAGCCUACGAGAGGUUGAGGGAUCAGGUUCUAGAAGCGAGGAGGCAGACGGAUGACGCGCAGAACCUAGAGACGGUGUUUGAUACCUGGUUGAAGGCUCUCUAUACCCUUCAUGACCAGAUGACGAGUGAUGCGGCUUCUCGCGGGAGCAACUACGAUGAAGCAUAAUUGGGGCCAGGAUAUAAGGACGCAUCGCGAAUGAUCUACUGUUAGUUAACUUGGGUACGGAGACACCCGCAAGGUUAGGGCAACGGCGUUGGAGUUGGAAUAGGUUCGGACAUGGCAUGUCUGAGUUCAUGAGAGUACCUUGAUUCAGGUAAAGAAGAACAACAGUAUCAAAACUCAACACCAAUUCAAAUCUGAAAAUGAGAAGAACUUAAGAUGUGAG
This is a messenger RNA of Colletotrichum scovillei, 2451 nucleotides long. RefSeq lists its product as uncharacterized. The coding region runs from base 948 to 2231 and encodes 427 amino acids. Lineage: Eukaryota; Fungi; Ascomycota; Sordariomycetes; Glomerellales; Glomerellaceae. The record is from RefSeq and is a predicted model, not a curated record. The transcript has a single exon.